This is a messenger RNA of Chenopodium quinoa (quinoa), 768 nucleotides long. RefSeq lists its product as uncharacterized. The record is from RefSeq and is a predicted model, not a curated record. The transcript has a single exon. Lineage: Eukaryota; Viridiplantae; Streptophyta; Magnoliopsida; Caryophyllales; Amaranthaceae. Bases 1 to 768 code for a protein of 255 amino acids.
AUGCCUCAAUUUGCAAAUUUUGUGAAAGGAAUUCUAGAUCAUAAUCAUAAUGAUAAGGAAUUAGAAAAUGUAGUAGUAAAGGAGAAAAUCUCUAAUAUUUUACAUAAAAGCUUACCAACUAAGUUGCAUGACCCUGGUAGUUUUACUAUUCCUUGCAAGAUAAACGAAACAUCUUUUGAUAGGGACUUGUGUGAUUUAGGUGCUAGUGUUAAUUUAAUGCCUUCUUCUUUGUAUGAAAAAUUAGGUUUGAAAAAACUUAAACCCUCCCCCAUAUCUCUUCAAAUGGCUGAUAGAACUGUUAGACUCCCUAAAGGUGUAGUUGAAGAUGUAUUAGUUGGGAUUGGUGAACUUGUUUUUCCUGUCGACUUUGUUGUAGUGGAUAUGAAAGAAGACCUAAAGAUCCCACUUAUCUUUGGUCGUCCUUUUCUUUCUACAAGUCAAGCUUUAAUAGAUGUUCCUAAAGGACAAGUGAGCAUAAGAGCUCAGGAUAAACAAGUUGUGUUUAAGCUUUUUAAUGACCACAAUUUUACUCUUGAUGGUGGUAAUUGUUUGAGAAUUGAUUCUACUAACCCUUUGGUUGAUAAGUGUGUCUCUAAUAGAAAUCCUGUGAGAAAAAAGGACAAUAUUCCACCACAUGAUGGAUUUAGUUACAUGAAGGUCAAUUCAGAUACAAGGCUCAUCAAAUCUAAUUUGAAAGAGUCAUUUGGAGGUGUAUAUAUUAAUGAACAGUACCAUGGAGUAUCUUCCGUGUGUGGUGACCCAGGUUGA